AUGAGUGCUGUAACAACAGAAGAGAAUGACAUAUUCUGUGAGAAGGCAGUGACACUUAUUGUUGACCUCUGCCUGGACGACAGCCCUCUUCUAGACUCUGACACGUGCCAGGAUUUUCUCAUGCUGCUAACCAACCACAACCCAAACCUCUCCAACUCAGACAUUUCUUUCAGUCUCCUGCUGCUGGUGUUUGUGGUGUGUGGCUUGGCCCUACUGGGUGUCAUCAGCCUUGCCACCUGGAAACUGUGCUGGGUGCCCUGGCGCAGCAAAGGCCUCUCAACUGACACGCCUGCUUUCAGCCCUUCCCACCCCAGUGCAAACCAAGGCAGACCAGCAGACAGAGACUGCCAGUACCACCUACAUGGUAUGGCUGCAGACAAGACCAAGGACCCAGGCAACUUCCUGGAGGCUGCGGUGAAGAUCAGCCACACAUCACCAGACAUCCCUGCAGAUGUGCAGCUUUCAAUGAAAGACCACCUGCUGCGCCGCACGCGCAUUGCACGCCAGACCACCGAACCUACUUCCUCCAACAGGCACAGUUCCUUCAAAAAGCACCUCCCCAGGCAGAUCCACCACGUGACCAGCUUGGACCGUGGCAAUGAUUUCUUAGACGUGGAUGACCAUCCCACCUGUACAGCAGCAUCACUUGGCCGCAUCCAGCCAGAGCUGUACAAACAGAGCACAAUGGAAGCAGACGAAACCUCUAAGAACAGUGCUGACAAAGCCUGUGGUAAAAUCAACUUUUCCCUCAAGUACGACUAUGAGGGUGAGGUCCUCCUUGUCACGAUCAUAAAGGCUUUUGAUCUGCCCGCCAAAGACUUUUGCGGCAGCUCAGACCCCUAUGUCAAGAUAUACCUGCUUCCUGACCGCAAACGUAAAUUCCAGACACGUGUGCACCGCAAAACACUGAACCCUACGUUUGACGAGACCUUCCAGUUCCCUGUUCCUUAUGACGAGCUAGGGACCAGAAAGCUCCACCUGAGCGUGUUUGAUUUCGACCGUUUCUCACGCCACGACAUGAUUGGGGAAGUGAUUCUGGAUAACCUCUUUGAAGCAUCUGAUCUCUCACGAGAGACAUCCAUCUGGAAAGACAUUCAAUACGCCACCAGCGAGAGUGUGGACCUGGGGGAAAUCAUGUUCUCCCUGUGCUACCUACCCACUGCAGGACGACUCACUCUUACUGUCAUUAAGUGUAGAAACCUUAAGGCAAUGGACAUCACUGGUUAUUCUGAUCCAUAUGUGAAGGUAUCCCUCAUUUGUGAUGGAAGGCGCUUAAAAAAGAAGAAGACUACUAUCAAGAAGAACACUUUAAAUCCCACUUAUAAUGAAGCUAUCAUCUUUGACAUUCCCCCAGAAAACAUGGAUCAAGUCAGCUUACAUAUAUCAGUUAUGGACUAUGACCUGGUGGGACACAACGAGAUCAUAGGUGUAAACCGUGUGGGGAGCCAUGUGGAAGGACUGGGCAGAGACCACUGGAAUGAAAUGCUUGCAUAUCCUCGAAAGCCUAUUGCACACUGGCAUCCACUUCUUGAACCCAAGAAGACGGAUAAAGAGUGGAAAGCUCGCACUUCAAGCUUUGAUAGCCAAGGGUCCUGCCCCUCCCCCAGACUCCUAUCCAGUCCAUAA
This is a messenger RNA of Chanos chanos (milkfish), 1626 nucleotides long. RefSeq names its product synaptotagmin VIb (gene syt6b). The record is from RefSeq and is a predicted model, not a curated record. Bases 1 to 1626 code for a protein of 541 amino acids. Gene Ontology annotation, cellular component: plasma membrane; exocytic vesicle. Lineage: Eukaryota; Metazoa; Chordata; Actinopteri; Gonorynchiformes; Chanidae. Gene Ontology annotation, molecular function: phosphatidylserine binding; clathrin binding; calcium-dependent phospholipid binding. The transcript has 7 exons. Gene Ontology annotation, biological process: calcium-ion regulated exocytosis.